AUGGUCAACAUGACCUGUCCCACCAUCCCGGACAAGCCCACCGACCCCAAAUCCUUCUUUCAGAACGGCGAGAUCGACUUCAAGGCGCACGAUGUUGGCUGGAUCGUUUGCGGCUUCAUGACCCUCGUCGCCACCAUCUCGUCGAUCUGGCUCAUAUGGAAGCAUCUCACCUACUACACAUGCCCUCAACAACAACGGCACAUCGUCCGUCUUCUCGUCAUGGUGCCCGUCUACUCCAUCGUCUCGUUCCUCUCCUACCUCUUCUACAAAGAAGCCCUCUACUACCAGACCAUUCGCGACUGCUACGAAGCUGUCCUCGUCACCUCCUUCUUCUAUCUCAUCCUCGCCUACACUGGCGACACUCGCGCAGAGCAGCACGCCGUGUUCCGCAACAUCGAGCUCGAGGACCGAUUUUGGGUCUGGCCGCUGGGCUCGUGGAAGUACAAGCCCGAAGGUCUCCAUUUCCUUUGGCUCAUGAAGAUCUGCGUCUUGCAGUACGCCAUCAUCCGACCCCUCUGCACCUUUAUCGCCGUUGGCACCGAGUACUUUGGCUACUACUGUCUCCACAGCUGGAUGCCCUGGUUUACGCACGUCUGGUGUGCUUUCUUCAUCAGUGUCUCGGUCACCGUCGCCAUGUACUGCCUCAUCCAGCUCUACAUGCCCAUCCGCAAGCUCGUCGAUCCGUACAAGCCCAUCCUCAAGUUCCUCGCCGUCAAAACCAUCGUUUUUCUUACCUUUUGGCAGGACACGAUGCUCUCCUUCCUCGUGAGCUUCAACGUCAUCAAGGAGACCGAGUAUUUCACGGCUGAGCAGAUCCAGGCCGGCAUCAAUGCCCUGCUCAGCUGCUUCGAGAUGCUUAUCAUCGGCUUUGUUCACAUCAAGGCGUUCAGCUAUCUGCCCUAUCAACCCGAGGAUCCUUCGCGUACGACGAGGCGCGGGCGGGCACUGCUCGAUUCGCUCGAUUACCGCGACUGGUUCUUUGAGAUGAAGGAGAGCUCUCGGUACAUGGCUGCCCGCUCCAAGGGCAGAGAGUACACGCUCGCAGAGGGCCUGCGCGCCAAGCGACAUCAGCAUCUGCUCAAGGCCCUCGGCAAGGAGCGGACCGCCAACCUCGAAACCGAGAUCGACAUGGAGAAAGCCGCCUUGCCGACGUUUUGGAAGAACAAGGAUCAUGCUCGGGGAGGAGGUCAGUCGCGCACCAACACCGACUCAGCGCUGGGAAGCAGCAAACUCGCCUUCUCCCACUCUGUCGACACGUACACAUCGCUACCUCGUCCAUCUGGCAGAUCGGACAUUCGAUCGGUGAGCAACUUGCAGAUGAAUGCGUCGGGAGACUCGCACGCAGAGAGGACCGCCGAGCUGCAAAGGCUUGUUGCAGAGCUUGAUCUGCAGGUGGUCGACCAGUCGAUCGUUGGCGCUGAGGAUCACGAUUAUGGCUACGACGACAGCAGGUAUGAGCGCGCCGGACUGAUGCACCAGCACAAGGACCUCAGAAGCACCAAGAAUCUCGAGUCACCCUCCAAGGACGACUACCCAGAGAGCAUCCAAUACCACACUGCGACGAUUCAGCUCGCCAACGUGCCCUCCCUCACGUACGACCACGAGACACCAACGAUUGCGAAGAGGGAACACGAGUACAGCGUCGUUGCUGUGGAUGAGGAGGUAGCACAUGCACGACAGCCAUCGACGACGGUACCUGGCGUCGGUGCUGGUGGCAUCGCGUCCUGGCUGGGGUGGAGCAAUGCCGUCAGCGGAGACGGGCACCCUCAGCAGCAAUCAGCAACGGUCAAAUCAACUAUCGGCGCUGGCGACUACCUAAGCCCAGGCAACGCUUACGGCGCCGAUGCUGUCCCUCGCUCUCUCGAUGUCGAUGACGCAGGGACCGGGUGGUGGCGCAACUACUGGGACCGCAUGUCCUAUCUCGGUAGCCGUGAGCCUUCUGCGCUUGGUCAUGGUGACGACGACGAGAAGGAGCCAUUCGACGCAGCGCCUCCUGCUGUGAUGCGAGAGGUCAGGGCGGGAUCAUGGGGCACCCAGACACCUCCUCGUGAGCAGCCCGCAGCUCCUAGCGACCCCUCUCGCUCGCAAACAGCGCUCCCGGUACUCAAGCUGCAGACGGACGCUCCACGCAUCGCUCACAGCGGAGGCGGAAGCGUCGACAGCACCAACUCGUUCAGCCCGCACGACAAGUCACCGUUGACACGCUUCAUCCAGACAUCGCGCGACUCGUUCAGCUCGCUCACCCGCGACGAGGUUCGUGAGUCGCUGCUCGCUUCGUCGACGUCUCAACCGCUGCCGACAUCUUCGGUCCUCGUUCCUAGGAGAGAGGGCUCGCAGCCGGUGGGUGAUGGAACAGCACCGCUCUCAGUGCGAAAGGACAGAGGUGUCUCCGGGAGCAAUCCGGCAAGACGUUCCGUAGAAGCGCCCAUUCGACCGCCACGCACACCACGCACCUCGUCGCUUGCUGCAUCUGCGAGACGGGCUAGCACUGGAAACACCGCUUCGAGUCGUCCUGUUACGAUAGAAGCGCCGCCUCCGCUGCCUUCAUCGUCGGCCCAGAUUCUGUCCAACAUUGCCUCGACCGCGAAGCAUCCGAUCGUGUUUGCAGAUGCGCUUGUCGCGCAGCCGGUGGCCGAGCCGAACGACCUCAGCGCAGUCGAAGCGGCGCCAGCAAAGGUCCUGCCGCCGGCAGUCGGUCCAAAGGGUAAGAUGUUCAACCUCGUGCUGCCAUCACCACUGUCACCUGCCCGCUUCCCUUACGGCAAGGAAGGAGACGUACCUCAGCCCAUUCCGGCCGCUUCCUCGGCUCCUACCAAGUCGGUUGACUCCGCAAACGCGCGCAACAGCGCCCCGUCGAACGAUGCUCGACCUCAGCAUCGAGGUCAGCCCAGUCAGAGCGCUGAUGCGGGCGACGGCUCGCUGCGAUGGGCCAACCAGAGCAAGCCCACCAAGCAUCCGGCCGAGGCUUCUUCCGGCAGCACGACAGCCAAGGUCCCGAGCGGCAAGAACAUUAUUACUGUCGGAGGCAUGUCCCUGGUGCAAGCCAAAGCAGCUCAGGCAGCACAGGAGAAGGCGGAGGCUGAAACUCAGGCGCAAGCUCGAAGCAAUGACACACAGCAGCAGCGCGAGCAGCAGCAGCGAUUGGACGGACCAGCGCCAAAAUCGAUCCUGAGAGAAGGAAAGCUGGACAUCCCCGCACCUUCCAAGCUUGCCUCGGUCGCUAUGCCUGGUGAUGGGCCGUACGUCGCUGCUGGGCGGCACACCGUCGACCAGCCCACAGUACGCAGUCCGCCAAUGCCAGAGCGACGUCGUGUAAUCGGCCCACCAGCAAGCGCGAUCACCACCCAAACUCGGUCGACAAUGUCGACGUCGUUCGAGGUGGGCAACAUCGUGCCUCGCGAGGCUGUCGUGCGCGCGUCGUUGCCGGCGAAUGUGCCGUUGAGCGACUACUACGGGUCGGUCCGCCGCGGGUUCGCUCCGCCUCCGCCUCAGAUGGGUGCUGGAUCAGUUCGCGGCGUACCUGUGCAGAGACACUCGUUUGCGCCAAUGACGAGCGGGCCAAGACCUGCGAUGCUGCCUCCUCACCCGAGUCAAGGAUACGUGCCGAUGCCGCAGCGGGGCAGUCAGACGUACGACGUGCCGCCACAAGGGAGACGUUCGCAGCAGCAGCAAUAUCGACCUCCACCACCACCGCAGUUCAGCGCACAGUUGGAGCAGCAGCGAGCUCAAGCCCACAGCCAGCCUCAGUACGCACAACCACCUCCAAGAGGAUACCCUGCACCGGCGCCAUCUGGAUACCCACACCCGCAGCCACCUCACUCGCAGUACCCACGCGACACGCGAGCUGCACCAUACCCACAACAGCAAUACCCACAGCAGCAAUACCCGCAACGGCCGCAGCACCUUCAAGGACCGCAACCAGGCCAACGACCAUCUCAGUUCCAGUUCGAGUACUAUCGAGACUGA
Messenger RNA from Kalmanozyma brasiliensis GHG001, 3966 nucleotides. Its product is annotated as Organic solute transporter Ost-alpha. NCBI's taxonomy places the organism in Eukaryota, Fungi, Basidiomycota, Ustilaginomycetes, Ustilaginales. The record is from RefSeq and is a predicted model, not a curated record. Bases 1 to 3966 code for a protein of 1321 amino acids. Gene Ontology annotation, molecular function: transporter activity. Gene Ontology annotation, biological process: transport. The transcript has a single exon.